Periophthalmus magnuspinnatus is the source of this 4754-nucleotide messenger RNA. RefSeq names its product N-terminal EF-hand calcium binding protein 2 (gene necab2). Gene Ontology annotation, molecular function: calcium ion binding. The record is from RefSeq and is a predicted model, not a curated record. Lineage: Eukaryota; Metazoa; Chordata; Actinopteri; Gobiiformes; Gobiidae. Bases 59 to 1354 code for a protein of 431 amino acids. Gene Ontology annotation, biological process: regulation of amyloid precursor protein biosynthetic process. Gene Ontology annotation, cellular component: cytoplasm. The transcript has 13 exons.
GGCAGGGGCUACUCUCUCUCCCCCAUAGAGCGCAGCAUGAGCGCUCCGCGGCAAAAGGAUGUGUGAGCAGGCAGCGCGUUACUGUAGGGACGGUGUCCACAAACUGCUUAACAAAGAACAACCCAAACUUCGUGCUCAGGAAAGCCGCGACCAGCCUAAACCCGUAGCCGGUCAGGACAGCGAGUCCGCAACGGCAGCGCAGACCGGAAACAGCGGCGCUCAGCCCGGUGGAAUCGACGGGCUCGUCCGCUGGAUAGUCACCAAAAUGAGCGACAACAAGAACGCCCCCACCCGGGAGUACGCCGCCAGUAAGGAAGAGGUGGCCGUAGCCCAGGAGCAGUUCUUCGCCCCAGAGCCGCGGAGAGGCAUUUCGGUGAUUUUAGAUAUAUUCAGAAGAGCUGACAAAGAUGAUGACGGGAAGCUGUCUCUGGAUGAGUUCCAGGCCUUUUUCUCUGACGGCACGUUGAACGAGGAGGAGCUGGAGAAACUGUUUCACACCAUCGACUCGGACAACACCAGUAAUGUUGACACCAAGGAACUCUGUGACUAUUUUGCCAAGCACAUGGGAGAAUAUGAAGGGGUCCUGGCCUCACUGGAAACGCUCAACCUUUCCAUCCUUAAAGCUAUGGACUUCACCAAGAAGGUUUAUGAAAAAGGGACCAACGUGGAGCAGUUUGUGACUCGCUUCCUGCUUAAGGAAUCGGCCAAUCAGAUCCAGUCUCUCCUUAGCUCCGUGGAGAGUGCUGUGGACGCUAUUGAUGAACAGCACAGCCAAUCAGGUCAUUUACCUGCCAAGGUGAGCCCGCGGGUGCCAGAGAAGCGCUAUGACAACGCCGUCCCAGACUACCCUCCCAACAAUAGAGUGAGCGCUAAGGAGCCCGUCAGGACCAUCAACACUGCAUCAGGAGCAGUCGAGGUGAGGAAAGAAGGUCUCGAGGCUCAAAUUAACCGUCUGUCCGAGCUCAUUGGACGACUGGAAAACAAGACCGUCUGGUUCGAUCUACACCAGAGGCUAACAGACACAGAUGCCACGGCCAGCGCAUCCUUGCUGCUGAUUCGCCAGGAGAUGGUGGUCCACCAGAAGAAACUGGGCGACUUCUGUGAGGCCCUGAAGCAGUACCUGAAGAACGUGUCUGCUCAGAGAGACUGUUUCCAUGUGACUGCGGUGCGCCUGCCCGACGGUUUAUCAUUCGUCGUCUACGAGUUCUGGGAUGGAGAGGACGAGUGGAAGAGGCACCUCCAGUCUCCUCCCAACAAAGCCUUUCAGCAUGUGAAGGUGGAUACACUGUGCCAGCCGGAGGCUGUGUCCUCUGUCGCCGUGCCAGCCGCCUGGUGCAGCGUGAACAGGGACUAAAAGCAUGAAGAAGUGAAAACCACGCCAAGACUAUGACCGUCCGAAACCCCACAAACCUCAUGUAUCACCCCUCACCCCCUCCCUCCUCUUUUACCUUAAGUCUUUUUGUAAGUACAUGUUUACACAGUGCAAACGAAUGGUGUCAAACGCAGUCAAAAAACGACUAAAAGUACUUUCACAGUGUGCGCGUAGUUUGCCGGCUCAAGAUUUUUGAAAUAUCUUCUGUAAAUGUCACUAUCUACAGCUUCGAGCCACAGGUAGUGUCAUGUAGCAAGGUCCCCCAGCGUAGUUGUUAUGUAGCAGUUUUGGUCAUUUUUUGUGAUAAAUACAAGAGUUUACAGGCAUAGAACGCAUGCUCUCAAGUUUAUUGGACUUAAUGUAGCUCUUUUUGGUUUGGCAUUAUUUUCACAUCAGCUAUUUUGAAAUGAUCCCGGCCCAUCGCAAAAGGAAUAGCUGCCAUAUUAGCUUGCAAUCUCAGGAAGAAAUGUUGACAGUUGCUAAGUUAGCUUCACUAGCUACACACAUGCUAUAUGACAAUUCGAAAUAAUAGAGACUUAAUUUUCUAUACCCAUCUGAGUUGAAAGGGUUUUUCAGUUAUGACAUAAUAUUGAUUGAAAAACUUUUUGGCCAUAUUUUAUUGUAGCAAAUGAAUAAAACGAGCACAGCUGUGUCAUAAAUACAGAUAAACAUUAAUCUGCAACAUGUCAAUUGUGUCUAUCCCUCAAAAUACUAGAUUUGCUCUGCAGUUGGACAUCAAAAAAACGCAAAGACAGUGAGUGUAUUUUGGUACAAAUGGUACAAAUAAUUACUAAUCAGAAGUUGUCAGUUUAAAGUUCACAAAUGUUUGUUUUCAUUUUGAACUAAUAUCAAUGAUUAUAAAUGAGUGACUAGAUGCUUUAUGUAGCUCUAUAUUUUAUGUCUGAAUACGAGGCUUUCUGUUGACAGUGUGAGCCAUGUUGUAAGAUUUAGAUAAAUACACUUUGUGCUGCUAAGUCGAGGUCAGCAGUUCAUCACACAUGCAGCUAAAAAUGAUGUUGAGUUUGUAUUUUCCUUGUCUUGAUUGGCGAUGAUAAUUAGCUGUGAGAGUCUAGUAGAGAGUGUACAUAGAAAAUGUUGUUCUAUGAUUAUUAUAUUUGUAUUCUUGAUAUAUUUUAGUGCUAUGGUGCAGUUUUCUUUAGCAGUAGCGUAAUGCACUGCAGUUUCUUGAGAAGAUCAUCAAAACUGAAUGACAUAAAUAUAAAGCCUUAAACAUGAACAUACAUAGAGAUGGUGUUAAAUGGAUUUCAGUCAACUUUUAUAGGUAAGGCUGACUCCAGCGAGCUGCUAAUAGGCUGUUGGGAUCAGAGUACAUAAGCCUUGUGUUGCAUGGACAAAGUAUACAAAAUCAGCUAGGACUUCUAUAAUCACCAAGACAUUAUUUCACUAAUUAUAUAGAAAACGUAUGUACACAAUGGGAUUUGAUCCAUCCUGAAUAUGUUUACAAGAUUCAACUUGAAAAGAGUGAUGUGACUGAGAGACACCAGAACAGAGGCUGGUAGAGAUGACCUAGUUUGCCAUCCUGGAUAUGGUGUAACCCUGGACCAAUAAAAUGUAAUGAAGCCUGGUAUUCACUAGAAUUUUAAUUGAUAUGAUUACCCUAAAAUGUUACGUUAAAAUGUCAUAACGGUUUGCUUUGAGAUUCAUUGGGCAUGGUUUUCAAAUAUAAAUUUAAGCUAACGUACUUGAAAAUGUGACAGUUAAGGGAAGGUUAGGUUUGAAUGAUACAAUAAUUAUAGAUAUAAAAUAUCUUUUGAGCUUUAAAAUCAACCAGAACUAACAGAAGAAUACAUCCCAGCCGUUUCCUUCACCUCUACAAACACUCAUACACAAACCUCAUGCUGAGAUCCACUUGAAGAAGCCGUCGAGGUUGUUGUAAACAUAUUAAAGGUUAUGAAGGUCAAUAGUGGUGAAUGGGCUCGGUGUUCUGAUGCCCUUUGUCACUGCUGCUUAAGUCUGACAUGUUCUCUUUGGUGUAAAGGGGUGUCAAAUUCAGGUCAAGAACCUCAUAAUUCACAAUGUAAAUCCCCAGACCCUCAGCACAGCACCACUGUAUAUGCCCCCCGUAUAAAACAAUCACUCACAAAGCACAAUGUACAAAAGAUGGACUAAAGAUACAAUAUGAUAUAGAUUAGAUUGCUGAGUAUAGGGAGUGUUCAGGACAAAGUCAUUGAAAUCUAGUUACAUUAGUACUGUUAAUGAAAAUGAGCCACAUAUAUACUGUAUACUUAUGUCAAUCAAUAGACCAUCUGUCAGUAGUGUUUGCAACCAAUGGGGAUCCAGCUUCACUGAUGCAAGAAUUUGAACUGUUGUGUAAAUGAACAUGGGCUGCACUCAAAGGCUACAAAAAUGUUAUUUAGGAUUAGUAUAAAAAAAAUAAUUGGGACUAUGUUCAGAGAUAAAAAUGUUUUGGCGGUUUCGUCUAUAGUUGGAACAGAAAAAUAAAGAGUCUUGGCAAAAGUUGGGAUUAUGCAUAAUUUAUGAAAUGAAUACAUAAUCCAUCAGUGUGUGUAGCUAUUUAUGAAGUAAUUUAUUUGAAAACAUGGAGUUUCUAUUUAGCCAUGUUGUAAAGCUGUUAAUCCAUGAGAAGGUGGUCCACCUGAGUGCAGCCUACAGUCUCCUCUGUACAUUGUUCUCACCCAGUCUGGUUCUGUACAAUCAUAAGGUGAACUGUUAGAAAUGCCAAUACUGUUAAAACAUUCCUGACUCUGCUUUUCCUCUUAUCCCUCACUAUAAAGUGCAACCUGUGCUUUGUCAUACAAUGAAAGAGUUCUGCCGUCCAAAUGUGGUGACUGAAAAAUCCUGACUGAAUGCUCUUGCCAUAGAAAAAGAUGGAGUUCUGUGCGCAGACACCAGGGCCACCUUAGGCAGCAUGCUACUGGUGUCCUUUAUAGGUUUACCUCAAGGUGAAUUGUCACUUAAGCCAAUCAGGAACUAGCCACUUCAUCAACAUCAUGGCGGUAACUCUUCCUUUCUAUGGCUGUUUUUUUAAUCCUCCGCGAGUGCAUGUCAAACUGAAUGUCCAGUAACUUCUUUGCUGUAGUGUUAGGCAAUGCUACUCUUCUAUGGGUUUUGUGCAUUUCUUACCUAUUCUUCUUUCUUUUCUAGUAUUCCUAUGAAGACAGAGAGAAAAAUCUAUUAUAUAAAAUAUGUAUAACUAGAACAAUGACAAACAAGAAUGAACUUUCACUUUUAUGGCAAUGUUUAAUGAAAUCAUUAUUCUUAAUGUAUGUUUCAGUAAAACAGCUUUCUCUUAAGUGUAGAGACUUAUUGCAGGGAUGCAAGUAUUAUAUUUGGUCUUAAAAAAUAUAUUGUUAAAAUUAUAGAUGAUGUAGAGUGAUGCAAGUCAAUAAAAUGACAAAAA